Messenger RNA from Elaeis guineensis (African oil palm), 1716 nucleotides. NCBI's taxonomy places the organism in Eukaryota, Viridiplantae, Streptophyta, Magnoliopsida, Arecales, Arecaceae. The record is from RefSeq and is a predicted model, not a curated record.
UUGGAGUGAACUUAUUUCAUUCACAUGUUGUCUGUUGUUUUAUGCAAUAAUGUGGCAAAUGGUUGACUUUAGGCUCACUAUUUAAUCUCAUUUAAUUGUGCUGUUACUACAAAACCCAUGAUAUUGCAAUACUGGCAAAUGAAUGUCAACCUGUUAUAGAUGUUGUGUAAAUGCAAGGGAUGUAGCAAACCUUUCUCCAUACAUCGGUGUGUCAGUCUGUUUUGGGGAGAGGUGGGGGGUUGGUUUUUUGACUUCCCUUGAUAGAUAUGAAGCCUGUUUGCUGUAGUUGCAAUAUUUUUGAUAAGUUUGGUAGCUAUUCUUCAUGCUGAUAAUAAAAUGAAAAAGAACAGAGCAUACUUGAACCUUUUAUGGCAGUUGUUGCAUGGUCUUUUUCCCCCUGUUAUAAGAUCAUCUGUGUUUAUUGAUUAUUUGUUGUUGCCAGCACCUUGUACAUUUAAAUACUUAUUCAAGAAGGCACAACCCAUGUAUAGAUAUCAGAUUUUUAGUACCACUAGAAGGUAUAAGGAGAAAAGGAUAUGCAUGUCUUCAAAUUCCACUCUGGCUUUCCCCAUUUUAUCAUAUUUGUCGCUGUGUUUCGUAAUUUGUAUCACUGUUUUAUAUAAUUUUCAUGCAGUCUAGUUGUGCAUUUCAUCCAUCGACAUCAUGUUCGUAAUAUUUUUCCUUCCGUUUCUUGUAAUCUCCAUAAAAGAAAAAAUUGCAGGUGAACUAUCAGGAAUGAGGGGAAGAAGCUACAGUUAUAGUCCAUCACCACCAAGGGGUUACGGGAGAAGAGGUCGGAGCCCAAGCCCAAGAGGUCGUCAUGGAGGCCGUGGUAGAGAUCUUCCAACCAGUCUUCUAGUUAGAAAUCUUCGUCGUGACUGUAGGCCUGAGGAUCUUCGUAGGCCAUUUGGACAAUUUGGUCCUCUUAAGGACAUUUAUUUGCCUCGUGAUUAUUACACUGGAGAGCCACGAGGAUUUGGAUUUGUCCAAUAUGUGGACCCAAAUGAUGCAGCUGAAGCAAAAUAUCAAAUGGAUGGACAAAUCCUACUUGGGAGGGAAUUGACCGUUGUAUUUGCAGAGGAAAACAGAAAGAAGCCAGCCGACAUGAGGGCCAGAGAGAGAUUAAGAGGUCGAGCAUACGACAACCGUCGUUCCCCUCGCUAUUCUCGUUCUCCACGCUAUGCAAGGCCUCGGUCUCGCAGCCGUAGUUACGAUUCACCUUCUCCCAAGCGAGGACACUACUCAAGAUCUGUUUCACCCCAAGAUAGAAGUAGGUUGCACCGUGAUAGGUCCUACUCAGGCUCACCUGCAUACAGCAGGUCAAGGAGUCGGAGCCCGAUUGAUGAUUAUCCGAAUAAGCCAUCGCACACUGAAAGGUCCCGAUCUGUCAGCCAGUAAAGUGGACUGGAUUUGAGGGAACCUAUAUUUGUAAUUUCUGACAAAAGCUGAUGAUGUAUGCCGGAUGUUAGCACUAUUUUCGUUGGACGUGGUAGCCUUUUGGAUGUUAUCCUUGGUGUAGUGUGGCAAUGAUGAGAUCGAAAGUUAGGGCUUUAAAUUUAAGUGCUGGGAUGGGGCUUUAAUACUAUCUGAAUUUCUGUGUGGAGGGUUUGGUUUCUUGGUUUCUGAUGCAUGCGCUUAACUGUGAUGCUCGAGCCGUCAGAGCUUUUACUUGAUUUUCCAAACCUCGAGCCGUCAGUGCUUUUACUUGAAUUUCCA